AGCGUGGAGCUGGUGGGCGACGUGCAGAAGGCGAUCCUGCAGCUUCAAGCAGAGUGUGAAAGACUGCAUGAAACCACCCAGUGUCUGCACGAGGACAACAGGCAGAAACAGAGCCACAUAGAGGAACUGUACAAGACGACGGAGGAGCUGGAGGAGAAGAAGGCCGACAAGCAGAUGGUUGAGAGUGAAAUAAAAGCAGAUAAAUCUGCUCUGGACAGCAAAGUGAGCCGUCUGCAGUUUGACUCUGUGACGGAGCAGCUCAACGCCAUGUUCCACGAGCUGCUCAACAAGGUGACGGGCCAGGAGCAGGACUGGCAGAAGGUCAUCGACAGACUGUCCACGGAGAUGGAGUGCAAGUUGAACAGGAUCGAGUUGGACUCUGUGAAGAAGCAGCUGGAAGGUCGCUGGAAGAAUAUCCACGAGAAGCUGCAGGCUCAGGGACCUCCGGAGCAGGACGACGCUGCUGGGUUGAGAAAACAGCUCGUAGACAGAUUUCACUGCCUCUCCUGCGACCGACCUGUCGUCAAGUACACGCCCGGACCUAACAGUAAUUUGGUGAGGCUUCCUUCCACUCCUGGGUUCCCCGCACACAAGUCCAUCAGGCCGUUCACUGUUUACGCUCUGGAGCAGUUUCGACAGCACUACAAGAGCCUGAAACCAGGAACCAACCGCUACAACUUUGAUGUAGCUAACUGUGUCAGGAGACGGCAGCUGCUUCAGAGGAGCCACGCCGCCAUGUGCCGGCAGAUAGAGAGCGUGCAGAGGAGUCUGAAACCCAACGAGGCCACGAGUGACAGCCAGAGCCAGAACCA
This is a messenger RNA of Morone saxatilis (striped sea-bass), 812 nucleotides long. Its product is annotated as glutamine-rich protein 2-like. Lineage: Eukaryota; Metazoa; Chordata; Actinopteri; Moronidae. The record is from RefSeq and is a predicted model, not a curated record.